Molecule: messenger RNA, 1901 nt
Organism: Antechinus flavipes (yellow-footed antechinus)
Lineage: Eukaryota; Metazoa; Chordata; Mammalia; Dasyuromorphia; Dasyuridae
Product: unconventional prefoldin RPB5 interactor-like
Exons: 1
Coding region: 177-1727 (516 amino acids)
Biological process (GO): negative regulation of transcription by RNA polymerase II; negative regulation of phosphatase activity
Molecular function (GO): transcription corepressor activity; chromatin binding; phosphatase inhibitor activity
Source: RefSeq, a predicted model, not a curated record
GGCUCUAAGCCUCUAAACCGGCUGUGCCCUGAGAAAAACAAACUCCAACAUUUGAACUCUUAACAUUUGGCGCCCAACGUAGGGCACGAACCCACGACCCUGAGAUUAAGAGUCUCAUACUCUACCUAUUCCACCCCUCCGCGUCCUGCCCGAGCCCAGCCGUCCCCUGCACGAUCAUGGAGGCCCGGCCUCGGCCCGGCCUCGUCGCUGCCGCCUCCUCCAUGCAGCCGCUCCGCUCGGAGCAUGUGGCGAGGCUCCGGGAGGAGCAGGAAAAGGUGGUCACUGGCUGCCAAGAAAAGAUCCAGCACUGGAUGAAGGUAGAGCAUGACUAUGAGGCUCUUCAAGAAAGACUCAACACAUUGCCUGAUAAACUCUCUUAUGAUAUUAUGGUACCUUUUGGUUCUCUUGCCUUCAUGCCAGGACAGCUUGUUAAUACCAAUGAAGUCACAGUUUUGCUUGGGGACAAUUGGUUUUGCAAAUGCUCGGCAAAGCAGGCUGUAGGUUUAGUAGAACAUAGGAAAAAACAUGUUCGGAAAGCAUUGGAUGAUUUAAAAAAAGUGAUGAAGAACUUUGAAUCAAGAGUUGAAUUUACAGAAGAUUUAAAGAGAAUGAGUGAUGCAGCAGGUGAUAUUGUUGAUAUAAGAGAAGAUAUUAAAAAUGACAUUGAAACUAAAGGAAAGCACAGAACUGCUCAUAGACCUCAUUCAAAACCAAAAACUUCAGAUGCUUUUGAAGCAGAUUUCAUAGAUGAUCCAAAAUCUGAGGGCAGUUUUCUCAGUGAGAAGGAACUGUGGGCUCGACUUGAUGAAUUAGAAAGACAAGAAGAUCUUUUGGGUGAACUCGAUAGAAAAUCUGAUACUUUGUUUAUAAAUGGAGAUGAUAUAACCUCUUCUGAAGAGGAGAAGGAAGAUCAAAAGACAGAUGUGACUAUGAAACACAAAGUAACAGACUCUCUUACUCAGGGCAGUUUUCAAAGAGACAUCACAAAUUCGAAGUUACUUAAUGGUCAAGUGAAUGGUUCAAGUUCUUACAGUGAUGAUGAUGAUGAUGAUGACGACGACGACGACGACGAUGGCCGUGGCAGUGUUGAUGGUUUAGGAAUUGGAAAUAAUUCCAUACCAACAAUAUAUUUUUCUCAUACAGUUGAACCUAAGCGGGUACGAAUAAAUACUGGAAAAAAUACUACUUUAAAAUUCAGUGAAAAGAAAGAAGAAGCCAAACGAAAACGGAGGAAUAGUAAUGGCAACAAUAGCCAUUCUAUUCCAGAACUACCUAAUAUCAGAACUCCUGCUGAUGUUUAUAGAGUCUUUGUUGAUGUUGUGAAUGGAGAAUACAUCCCUUGUAAAUCAAUUUUGAAGUCUCGGAGCAGAGAAAAUAGUGUAUGCAGUGACACUAGUGAAAGCAGUGCUGCUGAGCUUGAGGACCGGCGAGGAAUGAUGAGGAGCCUCAGUCAUGAUGAAGCUGCCUAUACUGAUGCCAGCGAAGGCAUUUUGGAUGAGCAGGAAAAUCAACAGAAAAAACUGUUUCCCCUAACAGGAAAACUUGAGGCUUUUUCUGGAAUUGUAAUAGAAAAAGAACUUUUAUCUCCUGUAAUACCACACCCAGGCACUGUGCAUCCUGUUUUACCAACUAUACCUGAACGAAAAGAAGUUUUGUCAGAAGUAUCAGAAGAAACUACAAAAAGAAUUUCAAAAUUCAAAGCUGCCAGAUUGCAACAGAGAAACUAGGCUUGCCUAGAAAAUGGAAAUUUGCAUCUUAAAGCACAGUUUUGCAAUUUGUUAUGAAUGUCACUUACAUGUAGUUAGAAGUAAUGCAUCCUAUGCUAUUUUGGCGAGUUCUUUUUACCUCUUUAUCAGUGGUAUUUAAAAAGAUUAAAAAUAAAUGUUUUAAAACAAAAGAAA